Messenger RNA from Nothobranchius furzeri (turquoise killifish), 2460 nucleotides. RefSeq names its product S100 calcium binding protein Z (gene s100z). Lineage: Eukaryota; Metazoa; Chordata; Actinopteri; Cyprinodontiformes; Nothobranchiidae. The record is from RefSeq and is a predicted model, not a curated record. Gene Ontology annotation, molecular function: calcium ion binding; calcium-dependent protein binding.
AAGAAAGACAGUUUCCAUGGGCUUCUCACCUGUGGAACUAAUUAUCUCGACAAAGAUAGAGCAUCACCCUCUUAGCUUCUGCUCCUUUCCUAACAGACCAGCUGUGCUGCAACAUCUGAACGAGACUCCUAACAAGGAACCUGCAGGAUGCCGAGCCAGCUCGAGGGUGCCAUGGGUGCACUGAUAACAGUUUUCUACAACUACUCUGGGAACGAAGGAGAUAAACACAAGCUAAACAAAGGAGAGCUGAAGGAGCUUCUUCACAGUGAGCUCACAGACUUCCUCACGUCUCAGAAAGAUCCAAUGGUGGUGGAGAAAAUCAUGAAUGACCUGGACUCCAACAAAGACAACGAAGUGGAUUUCAAUGAGUUUGUGGUGUUGGUAGCAGCGCUGACCGUGGCCUGUAACGACUUUUUCCAAGAGCAGAGCAAGAACAAAAAGUAGACCAAAAACCUGCCGAAAACCAGAUGUACAACUCAGAUCUGUUUUCUUUGUUCUCACGUCUGAAUAUGUUGUAGAUUCACAUGUAAAGCUGGAUUUAUCUAAACGGUUGUCUUAUAGUAAAAUCAGUGUUUAGAAAGUGAAAGUGACCUUUCCGUGGGUUAUCCCAUGUAUAGUUUUUGUCAUUAAACUGUGUUUUUCUCAGACUUCUUUGCUUAAAACAGCACUGAAUAUUUGUUACAGUUAAUUAAUUCAGCGACAUUUUUCUCUAAAAAUCUUUAUCAUCUAAAAGUGUCUCCAGAUCCGGAUUAGCAUAAUGUCCCAACGGAUGUCCUAGCUGAAACUUGCCUUUCUGCUCAACUUUAAAUGUCAGAUGUUUAUUAUCUACCCUGAUGGUUUAGUAGACAGGAAGUAUUUUUGUCCUCUGUUUUUCUGUCUUUCCUCCAGAGAAAUGAUUUUCCUACAGUGCUUUGCGGAGUUAAGAGUCAUGGAAAAAGAAGCAAGUAAAUGUCUUUACCCAGGUGUUUCAGUGAUGAUUGUACAUUCUCUGUAUCUUUUAUUCUCUUUGUGUGUUAAGAAACAUAUUCACAUUUGAAUGGAUUUUGUUUAUGAAUCUUUAAAUAAAUGGAUUUGCAUUUGUUCCCCACAGCUGCCGAAGAUGUUGAGCAGCACUGAGUUGAAACUAAAAGCAAUAAAUGAAGAGCCCUGAAUCCUCUGGGAGUUUUUCUUCCAGUUAUGUUUAGGAGGCCUAAACAAAAUUUUGUUCAAAUGUUUACAAAAAUAAAAAAUAUCAGGACACAGCUACAAAUUUACAAAUGUGAACAGAUGUAAAUGAAAAAAAUAAAUGGUAAAUGGCCUGUAUUUGAUAUAGCACCUUCUACAGUCCUGGAACCCCUCAAGGCGCUUUACAACGCAAUCAUUCAUUCACCCAUUCACACACACAUUCACACUGGUGGUGAUGAGCUACGAUGUAGCCACAGCUGCCCUGGGGCGCACUGACAGAGGCGAGGCUGCCGAGCACAGGCACCACCGGUCCCUCCGACCACCACCAGCAGGCAAGUUGGGUUAAGUGUCUUGCCCAAGGACACAACGUCAGCGACACACUGAGCGGGGCUCGAACCUGCAACCUUCCGAUUACGGGGCAAGUGCCACCGUAAUGUAAGUAAGACAAAAAUAUAAAACAUGUUAAAUAAAAAUCCGAAACUCUAGCAUCGAGUGUGAAAGGACUUCAUUUGUUUAUAAUCCAUCCAUCUAUUUCUUUAUGGCUUUAUCCUCACUAGAGUUGGUGUCCUCAGUUUAGAGGCAGGAGGAACCUGGACGGGUCAUCAGUCCAUCAAAGGGACACACAGACUUACACUACUGUAACUCUCUUUUCACGUGUCUGAGCAGAACCUCCCUGAACCAUCUACAGGUGGUUCAGAAUGCCUGUGCUCGGCUUCUGACCAAGUCCUCCAAACACACCCACAUCACCCCGCUUCUCCUCCAGCUUCACUGGCUGCCAGUCAACUUCAGGGUUCAUUUCAAGAUCCUGGUUCUGGUCUAUAGGGCCUUACAUGGACAAUCGCCAUCUUAUACUGGUGAUCUUCUUAGUCCCUACACCCCCAGUAGUAGCAACGGCUCAUCCAUAGGUGGCCCUAGAGCGCCGCUCCACCAGUCUCACAGGAAGGAGAAGAAGAUACAAAAUAUAAAAAAAAAACAUGCAAAGUAAGAUAAACGAUCAAGUGCUGUGUAUAAUCUGCAUGUAAGUGUAGUUUUAAAAUGUUCUCUCACACUUUUGCAGUAACUGAAUUGUCUUGUGAUGUAUUUCCUGUUCCUUUCGGGGGCAGCCAUCGGCCGUGUUCGAGAUGAGCCAGUUCUGCGCAGAUUCGAUCACCGGUGAUCGGCGCGCAGUGCAUGCCGGUUAGAUUUGUGUCCGACUUGACGCCGACUUGCUCUGACGUCAUGCCUACGUAGGCAGCAAUAACAUCGUGAGAUCAAGGCAGCCGCAGAUUUUGGAGCAAGGCGCUGCAGUUGCUCUCC